Messenger RNA from Clunio marinus, 3399 nucleotides. The record is from the annotation of a GenBank genome assembly. Lineage: Eukaryota; Metazoa; Arthropoda; Insecta; Diptera; Chironomidae.
UAUCCAUGAUGGAGAAAAUUCUUCAUAAAUAGUAAUUGAUCUUAAAUAUUUUUUAAUGCUAAAUCGUGUUAAAAGGCACAAUAAUCUAGCCAAAACUAUUUCACUCGACAGCUUGCGUCGUUGAGGAUGUGAAAAUGAUUGGUGAUGAUGUUUAAUUAACGAAUUUUUACUCUAUUUGAGACGAUAAAAUUUAGAAAGAGGAAGUCGUAAAGAUUCAUAAAAGAAAAGUAAACUAACUACAUUAAAAAGUAAAAUAUUGUGACCCGCAGUUUAAUUAAUUCUUCGCCUUUAAACUCCAGUAUUUUUGAGUAAUAAAAGCAGGGAUUUUCCGUAGUUCAUACUGUUGCUGAUUUUUCAUCGGAAAAAUUGGAAAAAAAGUUUUUUUUUCUCCUAAAAUUCAUCGACAAAGGGGACAACUUUAUUGAUUAUAAAAUUUAAAUUUAAAGCAAGAGAGAGUGAAAACAUUAUUCCACAUCAAUCACAAUUCGUCCAAACUUCACACAACCUAAAUAAACAUGGCAGAAGAUGACGAUAAUCAAGUCUACCAGCAGAAAGAAACGAAAAUCAUCUAUCACAUUGAUGACGAGCCGACACCAUAUUUAGUGAAAAUUCCCUUUCCACCGCCUCAAGUGAAAUUGAAAGACUUCAAAAUCAUUUUGAGCAAACAACAGACGUGCAAUUAUAAAUUCUUUUUCAAAUCGAUGGAUGCUGACUUUGGUGUUGUGAAAGAGGAAAUAAUUGAUGAUAAUACUGUUCUUCCAUGUUUCAAUAAUAAAGUUGUUUGCUGGUUGGUUACGUCAAAUGAUGCCGCAUCAAAUGCGUCUGAAACGCCAAAUCCCGAUAAGGUUGACAGUGGUGAACAUCCGAAGAUGACUGCAAGACAUGGACCAGAUGGAAAAUUAACGUAUCAAGCGGUUACAAAUUUCCUCUCAUCAUCAUCAGAUUUAGCAAGUUCAACGAGCUUCUUUGACGACGAUGAGACUGAAAAUGAUAUGGAGAGAAUGAAGCACGAGAACUAUUACGAUUAUGAUGAGAACCUCACUGAAUAUUCAUCGAUCCUAUCGAGUCAGCAAAACAGUCGAUUGAAGAUACGAAAGAAACCUCAACGAAGGAAAAAACGUCCAAACCAGCAAAUGUCACGCACAUCGUCUUAUAGUUCAAUUACCGACUCCACCAUGUCAUUAAACAUAAUGACAGUUCAAAUAAACAUGGAUACGGUGAACUUUCUAGGAAUUUCAAUUGUUGGUCAAUCGAAUCGUGGUGGCGAUGGUGGAAUUUAUGUUGGGAGCAUUAUGAAAGGUGGAGCUGUUCAACUUGAUGGACGAAUUGAGCCUGGUGAUAUGAUUUUACAAGUGAACGACAUCAACUUUGAAAAUAUGACCAAUGAUGAAGCGGUGAAGGUUUUACGUGAGGUCGUUCAAAAGCCGGGUCCAGUGAAACUUGUUGUUGCCAAAUGUUGGGAUCCUAAUCCAAAAGGAUAUUUCACGAUUCCCCGAUCGGAGCCUGUCAGACCAAUUGAUCCAGGUGCUUGGAUCGCUCAUACACAAGCUCUUCGAUCAUGCGAGAAUCUUGAAACAGAUUCUGAUGUCUUAACAGUGUUAAAUCAGCCACGAUUGAAUGUCAACAUGCCAUAUAAAGUCAUUGUUCAAACGAUGAAGAAACCUGAUAGUGGCCUCGAAAUUCGUGAUCGAUUAUGGCUGAAAAUUACAAUUCCAAAUGCUUUUAUUGGGAGCGAUCUUGUUAACUGGAUAAUGGAAAAUGUAGAAGGAAUAAAUGACCGAAGAGAGACAAGGAAAUUUAUUGGCAAUAUGUUAAGGAAGAAUUACAUCAAGCAUACUGUGAAUAAAUUAACAUUCAGUGAGAAUUCCUACUACCAAUUUGGCGAAGGUGACGUUGCCGGUGGUUACACGCUCAACGAAGAUGACGAUUCAGCAUCAACAUUAAUUGGCCAUAAUCCUUAUGAUACCGAAAGUAUUAUUAGUGAUCAUAUUUCCAAUUUGCCAUCACAUGUCAAUGCUCUUCCUAAUUACCAAUUAGGACCACCACCAAGCCUGCCAGCGCCUGAGUGCUUCAUGCCUAAUCAAGCUCAUUAUUUUACGGUUGGUAGCAGCGUAAGUGGAGCAAAUGAUCCCAACUAUUAUGUCAUCGAAAAGCCAAUGUCAAUGAUUAGCAAUGCGGGUUUACCGCACUUACAGAAAGCAUCAUCAAAAUCAUCAACGACAAGCAAAAGCUGUUCGUCUACCGAGAGCCAAAAAUAUAUGAUCAAAAACCUCAUUCAACAAACUAAUCACAUGUCAUUAAAGAACGGCGAUAAAAAUUCCAAAUCAUCAUCAAAUUCAUCAUCUAAAGGACAUCAAGUUGAGUAAAGGUAGUUGAUAAAAAGAGAAGAAAAUAAAAUCACUUAAAUGAAGCUACACAUAAACACAUGAAUUAUAAGCCAUAAACAUUUUCAUUAAAUAACACAAAUACACGAUUUAUAAAUUCAUUCUUCAUGAUUUUAAUGAACGGAACCGUGAUUAAAUGCUUCGAUGCUAGAAGAGGAAAAAAUUUAAUAUCUAAGCAGAUAAUUUUACUAUUUGAUUUAAUUUUCAUUGAUUUCUUUUCAUCUUUUAAAAGAAAUUAUUUUUAUCUUUUAUUUAAGAAGAAGUUCAUAUUUUGAAUGUGAAUUCAUUGUAUGAAUGUUCAGAGUAUUCUAUAAACUAGAAGUGAACUUUCAUCCUUUUUUCUUUCUUUUUCAUUUCCAAUUCAUCUUUUGCAUAAACACUGAGAGAAGUUUGAUUUGUGACAAUGAAGAUCAUUUAAUCGACAUUAUUGUAAGGAUAAUAAUGUUAUGCCAAAUUGUGUAUACUCUGACAUUCUGUUAGUAAUUUAGAUGACUCAAGAGUAAUUUAUGUCACAGAAUGAACAAUGAAAAGGUGACAAAUAAAUCAAAAUUUAAUGUGAAUUAAACUAUGCUCAAAAUCGAAAUAAUUAAUCCUAACAUGAAUUGUCACUGAUCAUCCAAUAAUCUCAGUCGUUUCUAGCUCGAGGUUCUAAUGAUAAAAAAUUACAAUAAAGACGACGUAGACAGUUUAUGACAAACGAACAAAAAAGAUUAUUUAAUCAAGGUUUGUUCAAUAAACUGAUGACAAAACAAAUGAAUAUUACAGGGUGUAAAUAAAGAAGAAAUCAUGAAAACACGAUGAAUAAAUCUUGAUAUGGAAAUUUACUCAAAAAGAUUUCAAAAGAUAAUUAAUUUAAAAUAUCUGGAAAAUUAGUUUUUGUAUUGAAUUCAGAUAGGAGAAAAAAAAGGAUGUUAAGGCAGACAUUAACAGGAAAAAUGAUAUGAAAAAGAUUAUACGACUUCAAUGAGAAAUUUAAUAAAAGUGAAGAUAUAAUUGUCUUUAAAAAAUUUACAAA